Molecule: messenger RNA, 2954 nt
Organism: Condylura cristata (star-nosed mole)
Lineage: Eukaryota; Metazoa; Chordata; Mammalia; Eulipotyphla; Talpidae
Gene: PITPNB
Product: phosphatidylinositol transfer protein, beta
Exons: 12
Coding region: 110-925 (271 amino acids)
Biological process (GO): phospholipid transport
Cellular component (GO): cytoplasm
Molecular function (GO): phosphatidylcholine intramembrane carrier activity; phosphatidylinositol transfer activity; phosphatidylcholine binding
Source: RefSeq, a predicted model, not a curated record
AGGCGCCCCGUUGGGUCAGGGGAGCAGGGAGGCGGUGCCGCGCAGGCGCCGUGGCUGGCGGUAGCGGCGGCGGUGUUAGCGGCGGCAGCUGUGUGGGGGUUCCGGGAAGAUGGUGCUGAUUAAGGAAUUUCGUGUGGUUUUGCCAUGUUCUGUUCAGGAGUAUCAGGUUGGGCAGCUUUACUCUGUUGCAGAAGCUAGUAAGAAUGAGACUGGUGGUGGAGAAGGAAUUGAAGUCUUGAAAAAUGAACCUUAUGAAAAGGAUGGUGAAAAGGGACAGUAUACACACAAAAUUUAUCAUCUAAAAAGCAAAGUUCCUGCUUUUGUGAGGAUGAUUGCUCCUGAGGGCUCCUUGGUGUUUCACGAGAAAGCCUGGAAUGCAUACCCCUACUGUAGAACAAUUGUAACGAAUGAAUAUAUGAAAGAUGAUUUCUUCAUAAAAAUUGAAACUUGGCACAAACCAGACUUGGGAACAUUAGAAAAUGUACAUGGUUUAGAUCCAAAUACAUGGAAAACUGUUGAAAUUGUCCACAUAGAUAUAGCAGAUCGGAGUCAAGUUGAACCAGCAGACUACAAAGCUGAUGAAGACCCCGCAUUGUUCCAGUCAGUCAAGACCAAGAGAGGCCCUCUGGGACCCAACUGGAAGAAGGAACUAGCAAACAACACUGACUGUCCUCAGAUGUGUGCCUAUAAACUGGUGACGAUCAAAUUCAAGUGGUGGGGACUGCAAAGCAAAGUAGAGAACUUCAUUCAGAAGCAAGAAAAAAGGAUAUUUACAAACUUUCACCGCCAGCUUUUUUGUUGGAUUGACAAGUGGAUUGAUCUGACAAUGGAAGACAUUAGAAGAAUGGAAGAUGAAACACAGAAAGAACUAGAAACAAUGCGUAAGAAGGGUUCCGUUCGAGGCACGUCGGCUGCUGAUGUCUAGAUGAGUCCCCUGUAGGGUCAGAGACAAUAUCAAACUGUUUACGUAAUCAAGGUCAAGUGAGGGGAACAAGUGCAGCCAGUGAUGAGUGAAGAAGAAUCUGAACAGUAUCUUGCAGUGUUGAUGUUCCCAGAUGUGUGCUUGUGCUAACAGCUCACAUGCACAGGUUCCCAACCACGUGUGUAUAUAUGUUUGUGUGUGUAUAUAUAUCUGUGGCUGUAUAUAAAGCGCAUGUAGAGCUACAGAUUAGAAUACACACACUUGUGUAUAUAUGUACAUACAAACAUACUGAAGGGAUUAGUACAAUUUCUCCAAAGUACUGUACCUAUCUUCAGCAAGAAUGCAAAAGAAAAUAUUUUCAAUAUAUAUACCUGGAACAAAUUUUAAUAAUUAUCAGAGUAAUACCAUUCAUGGACAAAUUGACUGCAAUGUAAUACUAGCUGGUAUGUCUCAUAAAUGUCAAGUUGUGGACCAAUAUAUAUAUAUAGAGACUUUUAUUACUUUUCUGUUCUUUUAAAUCAGUCUCUUAUAAAUCUUUAUUUUAGUCCUAUAAGCAACAGACUCCCACAGAGAAAUUUACUCAAAAGCUUUUAGUAUUCCAGUGAAUCCAGAAUGUAAACUCUGAAUGUAUUUAUAACGAUUUAUUUCUGAAUGGUUAUUAUCUUACAGCCAGUUGGACAAUAUCUGUUAGUAAAGAGUAAAAUUAUAGGCCAGUUUUUACUUGUUUGCCCCUAGGGAAGAAUCCUUUUAAAAAAAAAAUUCCAGUUUUUAUUGGAUUUUGUAUUUUAAAUUUCAAAUAUUUUUCUACAUCAAACCUAGCAAAAAUGGAGAUGAUGGCUUGUGAUUUAUAAUAAACACUGUACAAUUUUCAGGCUUCUGUUAGACAAACAAAGAAAUUGAUGAAGAAAUUAAUAGUGUUGUCGGCUGUUUAGAGAAAUUGGAAGUACAGCACUUCCACACGGAGUCUUAUUUCUGAAAUGACUGUUUUCUGAAAUUACAGCUUGGAAACUAUGCAAAUGAUGUAGAUUACUCACAGCUCACACGAUAGAAUAUAGACAGUGAAGAUGUUUUGCUCUUUUUCUUGUUGAAAUACACUUUAUGGCGAGAUGCUGACUUUUGAGAUAGGAAAUUUUCAGGCGCAGCGCAAAGCUGGCCCGCACAGGGAAGAGGCCCUGCUGAGGGCCAGUGCGCCUCCUCCCUCUCAGAGUGCUCUUGAGCAGGAUGUCUUUGGAGCAUGUCCUGAAUAAGCACCAGGAAAACUGCUGGUUACAAGCUGCUGCCAUGUUUUGUCCCCCAUUUUUUGAAAAAGAAACAAUAGCUAGGUGAGAUUUGUAUCAGCCUUCUCUGUCCAGAUCCCGUUUUUCUCCUGUCAGUCCUAGAAGCUUGAAUGCAGUGAUGUUGUUGAAGCCUUCAGGUCACAAACUGUCUUCUUUAACCGAUCAUCCCUCCUGGAACAUGCCAGCCCCUGUAGUCACAUCACAUUAGUAAUCUGAUUUGCUGACAGGCCUGCCGUCCCCACUCCUCGUUUCCCCACAUGUCCUGUGUCCCCACGGAAGUGAUUGCAGUGACUCAGACAAGGGUGUUUAGGAUCACUACUGCGUUACGAUGCCCUGUUACCCUCCGCAGAAAACCUCAUAGUGCGUGCGGAUGUCCUCUUGUGUACUCAGGGUCACAACUGACGUUUACUCUCCGGACACUGUUGUAAGAUAGGUUUUGUCAAAGCAUAAUCAUUGUCUGCAAAGUGUUUGGUGUGAGGAAGAUUAUUGCUAAUUUUGUGAAAUAAAAAGUCUAGCCCUCUCCAUUUAAUGAACUUAACUCUCGUUGGCAUCUGUAGCAUCAUUGGGAGCUUAGGCGCACAUGGAAAUGAGAGCCCGGUGCAUGGAUUUUAAUGUUUUUCUAACAACUGUGGAGAUUUGAGGGAAUGUGUGGUGAAUGUAAAAUACCUAGUUUACUUGGCAGUCUCUCGUGUAAAUUACAGUAAAACAAAGUAAAUGAAAUUUAAACAAAAAAUAAAUUUGAUCACAAAAUGCCA